UUGGUGCGUGUGGUGAAGCAACGACCCACUAGAAAAGAUUAGGUCCUCUUGGAAGAAGCAGUGCAACUUUAGAAAAUCACUAGUGGAGUGCUGAACCGAGUUAGGCAGAUAACAACAAACAGCAUCAGAAAUGCCUUCUCAACCUUACGACUUGGUAAAGGAUGAUCAAGACAUCCGAAUCCCGCUUUAUCCCGAGCAGGCUUUCUACGGCAACGGUCUGUCGUUUCAGGCAAAGCUGAUCGGAUGGCAGGUCGUACCGAGGCCUAGCAAUCGGACGGAAAUUGUUCAGGCCAUGCGAAGGAUACGGUACGAGUGUAAGGUUCAAAACAGCAAGAAGAAGAAGGUCACCGUCAGCAUCUCGGUGGAAGGUGUUCGCGUGUGCCUGAAGCGGAAGAGACGAAAGCAGCACCAGUGGAACGACCCGCUGGAGAUAGAACUGCUCAGCCAUCCCAUCUACCGGAUAUUCUACGUCUCGCACGAUAGCAACGACCUGAAGAUCUUCAGCUACAUCGCACGCGAUGGCAGUAGCGACGUGUUCAAGUGUUGCGUCUUCAAGACGAACAAAAAGUCACAAGCCAUGCGGAUUGUUCGGACCGUUGGCCAAGCAUUCGAAGUGUGCCACAAGCUGACCAUGCAGGACAGCGGAGACAACCUCGGCGACGACCACUCGGAGCUCUCUCCGUGCGACGUCUCCGAGCAGGACCGAUGCUCGGAUCGCAUCAGCGAAGACGAUCAAGACUUCAGCAAGAAAGACCCGGCGAAGGCGGCCUCACACGAAUCACCCCGUUUGACGCGGCCGGACCACUUGGAUCUGGCCAUGCUUCCCUCCGGCUCGCAACCCUCCACCGCCACCAGUUCCAGCAUGCACCGAUCCUCGACAUCUGCGCUACAAUCACAGGAUAAGGAACCGCCCGAAAUGGUCUCGCUGGCCAAGUCCUCCCCGCUGUCUGCAUCGCGCGAGAUGACGAAUCUCCGGGACCAGCUGGACCAGCAGCAGCAGCAAACACGCCAAGUGUUGGCCCAGUUGAUGCUCGUCCGUGAGCAACUAAUCUCGGAAACGAACGCUCGCAUGGAAGCGCAGGCACGUAUCCAGCAGUUGCUACAGCAGAAUCGUGAGCUAUUAGAGCACAUUGCAUCCCUCGGAGGGUACCACGAACCGGACCGGCCAGGACUUUCGGCUACCGCCAUCGGCAUCGCUCCGCAGCUCUCGUCGACGGCAAAGGUGGCUCGCUGGUUCCACACGCUCCAGUGGACGAAUCAAACACAAUCGCUGUCCCGUCCGGAGUCUGGCUUCGUCUCGGGCGAUUCGCGCUCGGAGCGCAACCAGAAAUCGGACGUCGACAUGGUGGACCUGCUAGCCAAAGACCACGCCGGCAGCAACGGGGUGGACCUGUGCGACGAGUACCUGCUCGUCGAGGGCACCAGCAACCUCUGGAGCAAGCUGAGCGUCAAGAAGCGCAAGAAGCUGCUCGGUCUCAAGCUCGGCAAGGUGACCACCUUCUAGCCUCGGCGCCGCUGGCCACCGCCGACCGCGGGGGUGGGGCCAGCCGCUGGUCAUGAGGGCCAACCGUUGGUGCGUCUCAC
Anopheles coustani is the source of this 1584-nucleotide messenger RNA. RefSeq names its product capon-like protein. The coding region runs from base 131 to 1504 and encodes 457 amino acids. Lineage: Eukaryota; Metazoa; Arthropoda; Insecta; Diptera; Culicidae. Gene Ontology annotation, molecular function: nitric-oxide synthase binding. The transcript has 9 exons. The record is from RefSeq and is a predicted model, not a curated record.